Molecule: messenger RNA, 1968 nt
Organism: Auanema sp. JU1783
Lineage: Eukaryota; Metazoa; Nematoda; Chromadorea; Rhabditida; Rhabditidae
Source: the annotation of a GenBank genome assembly
AUGUUCCAUACGUCACUACGGCUUUCGUCCCACUACUGCAAAAGAAUUGUGCUUUCAAAACCAGUUGAGGCUGCUUUAAACAAUAAAAGCGGAGUAGUUGCUCUGGAGAGUACUGUUAUUACUCAUGGAUUACCAUAUCCAGUUAAUUUGGAAACCGCUUUGCAUUUAGAAGAAGAGGUGCGCCAAGGAGGGUCAGAGCCCGCCACUAUAGCUUUAUUAGAUGGAGAAAUACAUAUAGGCUUAAAUAGAGAGCAGCUUCAAAGAGUCUCUGAUUCUAUGGAUUCUGUAAAAGUAUCCAGACGAGAUAUUCCUUACGCUCUGGCUCAAAACUUAGUUGGCGGUACAACUGUUGCUGCAACAAUGUUCUUAGCCAACUUGGCGGGUAUCAAAGUAUUUGCUACUGGGGGUAUUGGAGGUGUUCAUCGUGGCGCUGAGGAAACAUUUGACAUAUCGGCCGAUCUACAAGAAUUGGCUAGAACUCCAGUAACAGUGGUUUGUGCUGGUGUGAAGAGCAUUCUCGAUAUAGCUAAGACUGUUGAGUACUUGGAAACACAUUCUGUCAACACUAUAGUGUAUGGACCUGUGAACAGUUUUCCAGGCUUUUUCACCAGUAGAACAUCGAGUAAAGCACAAUUCGCAACAGAAUCUUUAGAGGAAAUUGUGAAAACUCUAGGUGUUGCGACGGAACUCGGUCUUGAAGCGGGCACUAUACUUGCUUGUCCAAUUCCAAAGCAGUAUGAAGGGGAUGGAAAAAUAAUAGAAGAUGCUAUUCAGAAAGCUCUCACUGAAUCAAAAGAACAGCAAAUUAAAUCUCAGAAGAUUACACCUUUCCUCUUGAGCCGAGUAAAUGAACUAACUGAAGGAGCAUCCAUGAGAACAAAUAUUGCCCUUCUGCGGAAUAAUGCCAGAAUUGGUGGGAGGUUGGCUAAGCUUCUUGCUGAAACAACACCGAGAAUAGUAUCAAAACCGGAAUCGCAACCAAUGUUGACUAAUCUAUCGAGCAAACCUAAAAUUACAAUAAUUGGAGCUACAAUAGUCGAUUUUGAGGCCAUCACCCAAGAAGACGUAAAGGAUGAUGGAGCUUCUUACCGAGGAAUAGUUACACAGCGUUGUGGUGGAGUCGCCAGAAACCAUGCUGACGCAUUGGCUAGACUUGGAUGCGAUGCUACCUUCAUUUCGGCAGUCGGAAAUGAUUCCUAUGGACAAUAUUUCUUCGAAAAAUGCUCUCAUAUUAACACUUCCCGAGUGGAGGUCAUACGCAAUCUACCUACUGCAGUUUACUUAGCGAUGAACAGUAAAGGGAAUGUUCGUUUUGGAAUCAACUCUCUCGGAGAGAUCGUAGACCGGAUCACACCCGACUUAAUCCUAAAAAAUGAGGAUGUAAUCGCCGAUUCUAAAUAUGUUCUUCUUGAUGGGAACCUGUCUAUCCAAACGAUUAGUAAAGCCAUUGAACUAGCAGAAUUCUACAACGUGCCUGUUUGGUUCGAACCAACUGAUGUAUUUAAGACUAGAAAAAUAUUUGAUGGUCAAGCAGAAAAAAGAAUCACUGCCGUUUCGCCCAACGCUAAUGAAUUCCGAGAAUGGGUGAAAAUGAAAGGACUUACCUUACCAGAAAAUGUUCUCGCUGAUCCUGAAAGUUUGAGUCAUUAUGUGGAGAAGAAUGUAAAGCUAUUUGAAAACUUAUCACUAUUACUCAUCUCCUUAUCUAAUAAUGGAACCGUUGUAUUCAAAACUGAUGAGGAACAUACUUCGAAAUUUAUUCUACCUCCGCCUGUGAAAAAUUCUGACGUCAUAACAUCAGUUUCUGGGGCGGGGGAUAGUUUGAACAGUGGUAUUUUGGCUGGGUUAGUUCACGGAUUAAAGUUUGAAGAUUGUUUACACCUUGGGCAGACAUGUGCGGAACUAACUCUCAAAACAACUGAAGCUGUUUCGCUCUCUAUCAAUUCAAACUUAUUGAACAAAUUCUAA